Molecule: messenger RNA, 5403 nt
Organism: Adineta ricciae
Lineage: Eukaryota; Metazoa; Rotifera; Eurotatoria; Adinetida; Adinetidae
Source: the annotation of a GenBank genome assembly
AUGGAUAGCAAACGUUUAAUUCAUCGAUUCUAUGAUUAUUUAUACAAUUACAAUUUAUUUAUACCUGAAAAUCUGUCCGAUGGUGAUAAUACUGAUACUGAACAUGAAGAAUCAUCAAUGACCUUAAAACAACAGAAAUAUUCGACUUGGUUGUAUAUCUUUUUACUCAUUGUUUGUCUGUAUACUCUUUUCUCAAUCGCUUUAAUCAACCUGCAAAUUCGAACAACUAUUGAUUCUAAUAUAAAUCCUUCUCGUUUCGAUGAACUUUAUCAUGAUAACAAGCAAACAUUAUUAUGUCCCUGCACUAAAGCUGCAAUACCUCUUAAAAGCUUUGUGAAAAAUACUGUUCAAUUUCAUCCUGUUUGCUCCAGUAUUUUUGUUAGUAAAGAAUGGAUUGAUGCAUUAUAUUCUCCAAUGGCAAGUAGAUACACACCAAGUCAAUUUGAAAAAACAGCUAGUUAUCAAUUUCAAAUGCUAUCGGAUUUAUGUUCACUCUCUCGAAAUCGAUCUUAUCAAACUCUGCUCGACAUUGAUAGCCAUGAAUUCGCUACGGUUCAUGUUCAUACAGAAGAACAAGUUCGUUCGAAAAUAAUUGCUAUCAUCGAAUUUUUCAAGAAUAGUGCAUCUACACAAAUCAUUUCAUUUCUCAAUUAUUCACAAGAUGUUACUCGUGUGCCAAAUUUGAUUUCGGCUUUGAAUACAAAUGCACUAGUUGAAAUUGUAAAACGUAAUAAUAUGUACGAUCCAGUACUGAAAUACACAUAUAUUGAUGCUGUACUUGGGAUGAGACCUAUUAGAUACUUUUGUAGCAAAGACAAGAUACAGAAACUAACCAUUCUUUAUGCCAACAAUAUCACCAGUGAUCCAUCUGCGAAAGAUCGACAAACUUGGUCAAAUCGUUAUAUAUCAAAGAGUGACGUUCUCGGCUUUUAUUCAGGUUGUUUUGUGUUUGAAGCUAUCUCUCGAAGCACGCUGACAUGUUUGUAUAAUCAAAUUUGUUUGGAAUAUCUAUUCAGACAUUCUCCUGACCUUAAAAAGGUUAGCUCAAAUUGGACCGAACAUAUUCUAUAUUCGAAUGCAACACUUGUUUCUGUAAAGAAUCAUUUAAAUGAUCUUUUUAUAUAUAAUUGGUCAACGAAAAUCAAUUAUCUCGAUUAUUUUCAUAAAUGUGCUCCUUCAUUUUGUACAUUUACUAAAACAAACCAGAAAACUCUGUCUGAUGCAAUUGCGUUGUUUAUUAGUCUCUACGGCGGUCUUAUUAUUAUACUUCGUUUAAUUACCAAAUUCUUAGUCAAUAUUGUACUGAAUUUUUGCCACCGCUCCAAAUGUAUGAGCAAUAGUUCUGGGGCUCCAAGUACAAUUAAACAAAAACUGAUUCGAUCAAUAAAAUCAUCAAAUAUGUUCAAAAAUAGUAAAGAACGGACAGAAAACGAUAUUAAACAACAACAGAUCAUGACAUAUGUUCGUGUGAUUCUAAUAGCAGCUACAUUAAUAAUUAUUUUUCUUUUCAAUUGCCUUCAUACUGGAAUAAUGAUUAUAAAUGAAGAGAAACCAUCGUUAAUCAAAUACAGUGAAUUACAUAAAACAUAUUCUGAAUCGUUAAAAUGCCCUUGUUCUACUAUGGUGACGCCAUAUGCAGAAUUAAUCUCGUUGACACCAACUUAUCAUCAAGUAUGUUCAAGUGAUUUUGUUGAUGAACGAUGGCUCAAAGUAUUGAAAGCAUCGAAACAUCCAUAUGUUUCUAUAGAUGGUCGUAAUAUCUUAUUUGUACAAUUUAACCUCUUGUCAACUCUUUGUAAAUUAGCUGAUGAAUACAUUAACGGCACUAUUAAUCAAUUUAUGAUGCAAUCUCUUCUAACAUCAAAUGUACUUACUGAAAAGACAUUCAAAAUACAAUUAAAUACAACACUGAACCAAUUUUUUCAAUCAACAAAAUUAUCUUUUAGUCGCUUUAUCCGCACCGAAUACCUCAUUCUCGAUGUAAACCAGCCUUAUACAUUGUCGAACGAUGAUAUAAUUGAUUCAUUUCAUCCAAAAUUAGUUGCAACUAUGGUUGAAUCAAAUCGUAGUAAAUCUUUGAAAUUAACAUUUCGUUUCUCCAAAUCUAACAAUAAUAAUUCAACAUCGUCUAGCUGCAUUUGUGCUAUUCAUUCUCAUUGUGAAAACUUAAUUCCAAUGUACGAUUAUAGUCCCAUUUCAAAGAGCACUUCAAAUUUUACAUUUUCUUAUUGGUUGCCGGGUUGGAAACGCGGUUGUUCUACUAUGGAUUCUCUUGUAUUAACAGAUCUUCAAUGUUUAUAUUCUCAUACAGAUUGUUUACAACGUUUAAUACUCAGUAUUAAAGCAACAUUUAUGGAGUUAUCUUCUAACACAAGAUAUUGGUUCGAACCACAUUCUCUUAUUUACAACUCAACAAAGAAUCGUUUUCAUCCCAACACAUCCAUUGAAGUAAUACUUGGAAACAUAAUGCUCGAAGAUUGGAAUGCAUCUGUUUCAUACGAGAAUUUUUACAAAAGUUGCUCACCAAUUUCUUGUACUUAUCUCAAACACCGAGUUCGUACAAAAACUAUUUUCCAAGCUACAAUAACGUUAAUAUCACUAAUCAGCGCCGUUGCAACGUCAAUAUAUUUUAUCAUAAAAUUUCUGGCUAAAUUGAUCAUCUAUUUAUGGAAGCGAUAUACAAAGAAACAAACAGAUAAACAAAAUGCAAUUCAACUAAAAUUAUUCGAUCGAUUAAAAUUAAUUAUUUUAAAGUCGAUAAAUUCUUUAUAUAAAACAUUAAUUAAUUUAAAUAUAUUUCUUCGUCGAGAUUUUAGUAGUGAUACUAAUCUGGAAGAAGCGAAAUAUCUUGGUCAAUGGUCUACUCGUCUUUAUAUUUUACUAUUUAUUCUAUGCAAUCUUAUUUUUAUUCUUUAUACUGUUGUUCAAUCCGAACCAAUAACAAAAUUAUUUGAUCAACCUCCAUCAUUCGAUCGAUACAAUCAUCUUCGAGGGGUUUAUGGUGAAAAACUCAAAUGUCCAUGUUCAAACAUUGCAUCAAAAUAUGAAACAUUUCUGCAAAUUCAACCAAAGUAUCAUCCGAUUUGUUCAAGUUCAUUUGUUUCGAAUGAAUGGCGAAUUAAUCUAACAAUUCAUCUGAUUUCUGAUUUAUUUAUUUACGAGAAAAAUGAUUAUCGUCUUUUUCUUGUUGCACAUUUAAAAUAUUUAAAAGGUUUAUGUUCAAAUUCGAUUGAAAUUGUUGAAAAUACGAUUAAUGAAUUAAAUUCAUCAUUAUUAAUAACGAAUGAAAUUUUAUUAGAAAAAGAAUUUCAUAAACAGAUCAAUUCCAUUAUUGAACAAACAAAAUCCAAUGCUCCAUUAACAUAUCUCACUUUUCUUUCAUUAAUUCGACUCUUUUAUCAUAACAAUGCUUAUAUAUCGAAAUAUCAAACAAAUCAUCAAUAUAUUGUUCCUUGGAAUAAUUUCCAUGAUGUUUUUGCUCCAACUGAACCUGUUAUAUAUGAAAAUAAUUGUACUUGUGGAUUAAAUUUGGAUUGUGUAACUCAAGCGGGAUUUUAUGAUGAAAAUUUGACAAAGUUUAUUCCAAUCAAAGGAAUCAAAAUGGGAUGUUUACCAAGUGAAUCAUUUCGUUUGUCAACUUUAGAAUGUUUUUAUGACGAAAAAUGUUUAAAUUCUCUUCAUCAAAUGACCAAUACUUCUCAUUUUCUCAUUCCACUUUCAUUACCAAUGAAUAAAUCUUGGAUUCAUCAAACCAUUGAUGAAUUAAUUCAUAAUUUAUUCAUUGAAACAUGGUCAAUCAAUCUAAGUUAUUCUUCAUAUUUUCAUCAAUGUUUUCCAUCCUCAUGUUCUUACAUUUACAGUGAAUCAUUUAAUAUUCGUUAUAUAAUUACAUUUUUACUUGGUUUACAAGGCGGUUUAACAAUUGUUCUUCGAUGGAUUUGUCCAAAAAUAAUUCAAAUUCUCUUUGAAAUCCAUCGAUAUCGAAAAAAACGAUCAAAUCUUAUACAUACAAUUACAAUGCACAAUAAUUCGAUAGUCGAAACAACGUUAACAAAUCAAAGACAUGAGGAACAAUUCAUUCGAACAUUUAAAUAUUCUUUCAAAUUUCUCAAUGUUUGUAUUUUAUAUACAGUUUUGAUUAUAUUUUUGAUUGUAUUUUAUAUCUUUAUUUUAUCAAAAGAUUAUUCAACAAGUACAACAAUUAAUAAUCAAACAACAACAACAGAAGAAUUAACAGCAAUGACAGCAAUAACAACAAGUACAACUCCAGAAAUAAUACAAUGUGAACCAUCAUUUGAAACGAAACGAAUAGAGGUACCUGGUUGUUCAUUAAUGCGUUCAAAAUUAAUUGGAGAUUUUAAUAAUGAUCAUCGGGACGAUUUUGCAUAUUUUUGUGAUAAUACUUCAGCUAUUCACAUACUCCUUGGAGAUCCAAAUGAUGUCUUUCGAAUAGGAAACAUUUUUAAAAUUCCAGAUAAUCGUAUAUUGUAUGAAACGGUUACUGGUGACAUUAACAAUGAUAAUAAACUUGAUCUGAUUUGUUUACAUACAAUUCAUGAAGAUGAACUGACCAUCUUAUAUGGUGAUUCUAAUGCAACUUUCAUUUAUACAACCAUUUCAAUAGAUAAUAUCAGAGAUUUUGUACUAUUUGAUAUGAAUUAUGACAACUAUUUGGAUCUCGUGGGUAUAUCUUAUGCUGAAUCUUCUAUUGUAAUAUAUCUCGGAAAUGGUCAAGGAGGAUUUGUAAGAUCCACGACGUUACCUAUGAAAUAUCGCGUAUAUGAUGGAUCACUUACGGUCGAUGACUUGAAUCAUGAUAAUUAUUUAGAUAUAGUGGUUACUUUUGGAAAUUCUCACGAGAUUCUCAUUUAUCUUGGCUCUCAUAAUGGUACUUUUGAAAAGUAUAAAGAGAUUCGUUUAGGAUUUGAAGCGAGAGUGUAUGGUCUACAUCUCGUGAAUUUGAACAAUGAUGCACAUUUAGAUAUUCUUUUUUCUUAUAAUGACAAAACAUUUGUCAAAAUGUUUGGGUAUGGAAAUGGAGAUUUUAGUCCAAUGGAAAAAUUUACCAUCGGUGAUUUCAGAAGUAUUGCUCCCGCUGCUGUUAAUGAUAUGAAUUGUGACGAAUAUUCGGAUAUUAUCAUUGCUCUUCAAGAUCCACCUUAUAUAGGAAUAUCUCUCGGAACAAGAAAUGCCAAUUAUCAUAUUAAAUCAAUAAAUGAUCCUUCAAUUUCUGAAUAUUGGAAAGAAACUCCUAAAAUUAUGAUUCAUGAUUUGAACAAAGAUCAUUUUCAAGAUAUUUUAGCUUUCCACAAUUAUUAUUCGAACAGUAUUUUCAUAUUCUUAAACACAUGUCAAUGUUGCUUAACUGGUGUUGUUCAUUUCAAUAAUUUAACUUCUCAUUAG